Aspergillus fischeri NRRL 181 is the source of this 1002-nucleotide messenger RNA. Its product is annotated as NmrA/HSCARG family protein. The transcript has 3 exons. The coding region runs from base 1 to 1002 and encodes 333 amino acids. The record is from RefSeq and is a predicted model, not a curated record. NCBI's taxonomy places the organism in Eukaryota, Fungi, Ascomycota, Eurotiomycetes, Eurotiales, Aspergillaceae.
AUGACCGUCACACCUCCUCUCAUCACUGUCUUCGGCGCGACCGGUAAUCAAGGCGGUGCCGUCGCUCGAUCCCUGCUCCAGAACCCAGCUUUCAAAGUUCGAGCUCUGACUCGCGAUCCCAACUCCCCAGCAAGCCGUGCUUUGGCGGCACAAAGGGCAGAAGUACAUCAGGCGGAUGGCUUUAGCAGGGAAUCCAUGUUGAAAGCAUUUGCUGGAUCCUGGGGCGUUUUUGUAAAUAUCAACUCCGAUGACAAGGCCUUUAAACUGAAGGGACUGAGCGAGUUCGACAUGGGAAAGACGAUUGUGGAUUCUGCGGCACAGGCCGGAGUCCGCCAUUUCAUCUUUAGCAGCGGUCCCGACUGCUUCACCCUUACUGGGGGUAAGGUCAAGAUGAAUGCGGCAGACAUGAAGUAUAAGAUCGAACAAUACGCCAGGAGCAUUAGCUGCUUUGAGACGGUCAGCUUCAUCUGUGCUUCCUGGUUCUUCGAAAACUUUCUGGCCAAAGAGAUUGCCCCUGUUUUCGGCGGGUUCCCCUUCAUCCCGGAUGCUGAGGGAUACCUCACGCUGGUCGCUCCUAAAUGGGGCGGAAAGGAGGACGUCCCUUUCAUUAGCAUGUCUGACGACUUUGGCGACAUUGUCCAGGGCAUGUUCCUUGAUCCUAUAGCGGUGAACGGCCAGGUUAUCCACGGCUGCAGCGACAUCUGCAGCUUUGAGGAUCUGGUAUCUACAUUUGAGAAGAUCAGCGGACGUAAAUCUCGCUUUAGGCCGCUGCCGUCGUGGGAGGCGUUCAAUACGUUCGGGAUUCCGGAGUUGGAUGAUACAAAGGCAAUGUUCGGCUUUACGCAGAACAACCAGGGACGCUACUUCGGCCCUGAACCCUCUGAGAAGGACACGCCUGGAAAACUUAAGCUCAAGACCGCUGUGGCAUUGGGGCGGCUCGGGGACGAGCAACAGUUGAUGACUGUUGAGGGGUGGUUCCAAAAGCACUUUCCGUUAAAAUAG